Messenger RNA from Sebastes umbrosus (honeycomb rockfish), 2446 nucleotides. It is a transcript of the gene slc1a2a, whose product is annotated as solute carrier family 1 member 2a. Lineage: Eukaryota; Metazoa; Chordata; Actinopteri; Perciformes; Sebastidae. Gene Ontology annotation, cellular component: plasma membrane. Gene Ontology annotation, biological process: L-glutamate transmembrane transport. The transcript is spliced from 11 exons. Gene Ontology annotation, molecular function: glutamate:sodium symporter activity; neutral L-amino acid transmembrane transporter activity; L-glutamate transmembrane transporter activity. Bases 274 to 1887 code for a protein of 537 amino acids. The record is from RefSeq and is a predicted model, not a curated record.
UUCACCUUUACAGUGCGCACCUCCCCGAGGCUUAUUGAGGAGGCAUCUGGUGAUUGUGGAUAUACAUCGAACGCUGAGGAAGAAGUGUUUUUCUCGAGGAGUGAAGAGCCCUUUUCUGAAGGGAUAAAAGACUUUUUGGAGGUUCUGACUGGAUUUACUAAUGCAUGAGUCAUGACUUAGUUAUUUUUUUCACUGACGCGGAUGGCUGUGUAGAAGCUCUCCACAAAUACAAUUUCAAUCCAAAGCAACAUACAAAACAACUGUGCCAACAGAAUGCAGAAGCAAGUGGAGGUCAGGAUGGGCGAGAGCCACCUGGAGCCCAUAGUGGAGAAUAAUGAGAGUCUAUGUAGCAGUUUUUGUGAUAAAAUCAUGAAGAACAUGGUUCUCACUCUUACAAUCCUGGGUGUGUUUCUGGGUUCCAUCUCUGGAAUGCUGCUGCGGCACAUAUCGCCUCUCCCACCUGAUGUCGUUUUGAUCAUCUCCUUCCCCGGAGAGAUCCUAAUGAGGAUGCUGAAGAUGCUUAUUUUGCCUCUUGUUGUUUCCAGUCUGGUCACAGGACUAGCCGGUUUGGAUGCCAAAUCCAGCGGUCGUUUAGGCACCAGGGCCAUGGUGUACUACAUGUCGACGACGGUGAUCGCAGCCGUCCUGGGAGUGAUCCUGGUGCUGGUCAUUCAUCCCGGUAACCCCAAGCUGAAGGCUAAUCUCGGACAGGGAAAGAAGAACGACGACGUGUCCAGCAUGGACGCUCUCUUCGAUCUCAUCCGAAAUCUUGUCCCAGAGAACUUGGUGCAGGCCUGCUUUCAGCAGAUCCAAACAGUAUCCACCAAAGUACAAUUGCCCACUAACAGAACCAAAGCACCUCCUCAGUUCACAGUUAAGAGGUCGCUUCAAUUCAAGGGUGGGAUGAACGUCUUGGGUUUGAUUGGAUUCUUUGUUGCUUUUGGAGUCAUUAUGGGGAAAAUGGGAGAAAAGGCCAAGCUGAUGUUGGAGUUUUUCAACGUCCUGAAUGAGAUUGUUAUGAGGCUUGUUGGCGCAAUUAUGUGGUAUUCCCCUUUUGGUAUUUGCUGCCUCAUCUGUGGAAAGAUCAUCUCCAUCGCGGACUUGGAGGUGGUUGCGAGGCAGCUGGGGAUGUACAUGGUCACUGUGAUAGUGGGUCUCAUCAUCCACGGAGGCAUCUUCCUUCCGCUGAUAUAUUUUGUGAUAGUAAAAGAAAACCCCUACAAGUUCUUCAUGGGAAUAUUCCAAGCUUGGGUCACGGCACUCGGAACAGCGUCCAGUGCUGGUACCCUGCCCGUCACAUUCCGAUGCUUAGAGGAAAACCUGGGCAUCGACAAGAGGGUGACGCGCUUUGUCCUCCCGGUUGGCGCCACCAUCAACAUGGACGGCACGGCGCUUUAUGAAGCUGUGGCGGCCAUCUUCAUCGCUCAGAUGAACGGGAUCAACCUCGACUGGGGCCAGAUUGUUACUGUCAGUAUGACAGCUACCCUGGCCAGUGUUGGGGCAGCCAGUAUCCCCAGUGCUGGACUGGUGACCAUGCUUCUGAUCCUCACGGCAGUGGGGCUGCCCACUCAGGACAUCAGCCUCCUGGUCGCUGUCGACUGGCUGCUAGAUCGUUUCCGUACCUCAGUUAAUGUGGUUGGGGACUCCUACGGCGCAGGUAUCGUGUACCACCUUUCCAAGCACGAGCUCGACUCCUUCGACCAACAGGGCCGGAUGGAGGACUUUGAGAUGGCAAAGACUCAAUCCUUCUAUGAAAAUAACAGCAACCAGAAUGUAUACGCUCACCACCACAACAACUCAGUCUUGAUAGACGACUGCAAGGUCACCAAAAAUGGCAAGACUGCAGGGUUCUCUCUUGUUGAGGAGGGACCAUGGAAAUGCGAGUAAAGCAGAUCCAGAUGCUGCUGCGCCUUACCCUGAGUUCCAACAGCUUUUACUUUCUGCCGACACAACUCUAAAAAAAUCAGCAAAAAAAACAAAAAAACAUCACAUAGAAAAGAAGGGGCAAAGAAAAGUGAAUGUUAGCAACUGUACCACAAGAACAAACAGUCGGCCAGUCUUUUUUCUUUCAGUUACCCAUCCGGGUAGCUACUGGAACAAACUUCAAAUGACUCACCAACUUGUAUUAGAUCUUGCAUUUGCACUAACUAGACACAAACUAAUGCGCUGGUGCAUUUCAUACACUUUGUACAGAAUACAUCAUUCGGUUGACUACACUCAGGGCCUUACUUGGUGCUGCUGCAAGCUUUCUGUCAACGAAAAGAGUUUUUCAACCUUGUGCAACAUCUUAUUUUUCUUUUGUAAUGAAGCAUUUUAUUUGUAGCUUAAAGGGCAGAAUGAUAUGUGGAUGAUGGACCUUGCCAGUUACAUUUAAUACAAGGACCAAGUAAGAGAAAAUAUCAAAGUUGGUGUACAUGACUCAGAACAAUUGUUACAGAUCAGCCAC